CUCACACACACACACACACUCGCACACCCAGCUCGGAGCGGGGAGUAUAAAAGCAGCAUCCUUCCCACUCCACGGAGAAGUGCUCUCCUCUUGCUCACACUUCAUCACACCAAGCCUACUUCUCAAGAUGACUACAGGGCUGAGCGUCUGUCUGGUGCUGGCCGUCCUGUGCGCCAGCUGUCUGGGUCUCCCCUUCUCCUCCCAGCGCCGGGACCAGAAUCAGCUCUCCGUUCCCUCUCAAGCUCUCCUCAUGGACGCCCAGGACCUGGGUGAGCUUCAUCUUCGUCAUCGUCGCUCGGCUGCUCAGAUGAAGGCUCCACUGGAGGAGGACGCAGAGUCCCGGGCAAACCUCAGUGAGCUCCUGGCAAGACUUAUCGCCAACAGGAAAGGUUCCGUGCGCAGAAACUCCACAGCCAACAGCAAGAUCAGCGGACUGGCUGCCAACCACCGGAUAGCAGACAGAGAUUACAUGGGCUGGAUGGAUUUUGGACGUCGCAGCGCAGAGGAGUACGAAUACUCUUUGUAAUGGUUCAUCCAUAAUCCUACGUGAGCAGAAGAUGGCCCCUCACUGUCUCUCAAGAAGAGUAUAUUUAUGAUGAAUCUGUUGUACAUUUGUUUGUAAGACUGUAAUAUUGCAAUAUAUACGCCAAAUUUUGCAGAAACGCACUCACUGUCCAUAUUUGAUUUUAUCUUUUCUUCUUCUGGUUUUCUGCUGUUUGUUUAUCAUCCGGGGAGGAAAGGGAAAGUUCAUGGUGUCAGGGCGUGUGUACUGGACUCAAUAAAGACUGAAAAUACCAGUCUGUCUGCAUGAUUCUCUUGCUUGGUUCAUUUUAGGGGUUAAAUAAAAACCCCACUGUAUAUCGGAAUUUCUCGUAGACAGAAAUGAAAUGGCCAAAACUGAAAACCAUAAAUGAGGUAUCCAAGGCUGAAUAUUGACAGAACUAUCUUCACACUCAUCAGUAUCAUUGUGUAUAUGGCUGGGAUUGUGUGCUUAACUCACAGAAAUCAAUGCACUGCAGAGACACAAAGUGGCAUCCAGGUUUUAAAUAAUAUAUCGAUAACAAAAUUAGGAAAAUAUUUAUGUGGCACUGACACUUCAAUUCAAAACAAAAUGUUUUGUUGUCAAACUUGAACCCACUCAUGAAUGAUCGACCAGCUUUACUUCUAGGAUUACAACAACAAAGACCGAUCUCAGGGACACGAGUGUUGACAGGCUCUAAAAAGAGCGCGGUCCGCUGCAGUUGAAGGGACAACGUCUGAGGCAGACACAGCGGGGCUGCUCUCUGCGGCUGGCGGCUCCAAGAGGGGAAAAAGAGAGAUAAUGUUUGCCAGAAAAGCCCCAAUAAAUCAGAUUUUGGCAUAAAUGUAUUAUUUUCUGUGAUGGUAGGUUUCAUAUUGAACAGUUCUAAAUCAAAGAGUCUGUCUCUAUGUCUGAACCUCUAGACAACGUAACUUUCUCUGGGGGACAAUGGGCGUGUCUUGAGAGUGACGCCACAGCCACCCAUGUGACCACUAGACAAGUUUACAGCAGCGAAGCAAACUCAGCGGCGAUCAUUCACUGAUCAUUCACUGAGGGAAAAACAGCAACUGACCAAAUAGGCUCUAUUUGAUGUCGUUCGUGGACUUUUAUUUUGAAGGGUGGCGGUCUGCGUCAUGACAAAAGUUCAGCAGUUUGCUCUCUUCCUUACUGGACUCUGUCAGUGCAAGGUGCAAGACACAGCUCUACUGAAAAUGCUUGUUUUAAUAUCUAAAUCAGUCAUUUUCAGCAAAGACCAGUUAUUUCCUGAUAAUAUAAGCACCAUGAACUUUCUUUUUUGGCACGAACAGUUUCACAAUCUUUCAUUGAGUCAUUGUUAGGUUUGUGAUAAGCAUGCUGACCAUCUAACUGUGUCUGUGUAUUUAGAUAUGUAGGUCUGCAGUUCUUGUGUUGUGAGUCAGGACCCAAACCCAGUGUGACUUUGUCUUUUGUGUUUUUUGCAGAUUAGUUGAUUAAUGAAAGGGCCUGUGUGUAUUGUACCACUGAGUUUUUGUGAAUGUAUUUUUUGUAAUAGAUCACUGUGAGUUUUAUAAUAUGCUAUAAGGUUAUUGUAGUACACUUUAUGAUCACUAGUUCUUCAGUUCGCUCUCUUUCUCGCUGGGCUCUGUCAGCUGGUCAGCAGUGGUUGUGUUGAGUUGAGAUCCCAGCCCAGAGUGACUUUGUCUAUUCUAUUGUCCAGUAAAGAAAUCUGAAAUUUGUGGACACAUUCUGUUGAGAACAUUGUAGUGAGUAUUGAGUAAAAGGGUUAUAUAUGCACCUUACUGAAACACGCCGAGUCAUGAUGUAAUAAAGUUGAAAACGCUG
Messenger RNA from Synchiropus splendidus (mandarinfish), 2341 nucleotides. It is a transcript of the gene cckb, whose product is annotated as cholecystokinin b. Gene Ontology annotation, cellular component: axon; extracellular region. The record is from RefSeq and is a predicted model, not a curated record. Gene Ontology annotation, biological process: digestion. The coding region runs from base 128 to 526 and encodes 132 amino acids. Gene Ontology annotation, molecular function: neuropeptide hormone activity. The transcript has 4 exons. Lineage: Eukaryota; Metazoa; Chordata; Actinopteri; Syngnathiformes; Callionymidae.